Messenger RNA from Setaria italica (foxtail millet), 534 nucleotides. RefSeq names its product UPF0434 protein CC_0108. The record is from RefSeq and is a predicted model, not a curated record. The transcript is spliced from 3 exons. Lineage: Eukaryota; Viridiplantae; Streptophyta; Magnoliopsida; Poales; Poaceae. Bases 70 to 321 code for a protein of 83 amino acids.
AAAAUAAAAAAAAUUCCUGCCGGACCGAACCAACCAACCACACCAAGAGCAACGAGGCGGGCAGCGUCGAUGCUGUUCAGCCACGCCGGCGCCGGCCGCCGGAGCAUCCCAGAGGCUCUCGCCCACGCGCUGGUCUGCCCCCUCUCCAAGAAGCCUCUCAGGUACUGCGAGGCCAGUGGGUCCCUGGUCAGCGACGCCGUUGGCGUGUCCUUCCCGAUAGAAGAUGGGAUUCCUUCCCUUGUUCCAAAAGAUGGGAAGUUUCUCGAGGACGACCCGGAGAAAUCAGAACAAGAGCCCAUCCCUAGGGAUUCUUCUUGCUGAGUCAGACAAUCCAAUCGUUCUGUAGCAAGAAGACAUCGUUGGCUGUAAUACUGAGAUAUUGCUCCCUUCCAAUUACUGCUUGUUAAUAAAUCAUCGACUUCUUUUGCCUUGCUCGAUGUAAUGAAGUGGAUACAUGAUUGCUGUCGUUCAGUUGAAAAGGCUAAUAUACUGUUUCAUCUUGAAUAACAUUAGUGCAAACGAAUUUUGGGAAAA